AUGGUGGCUCUGCGCCCAUCGUUCACGGCCGCUGUGGCUUUCCGGUCAGUCGCAGCCGCAGCUGGGGCAGCAAUGCAGAUGAGCGAGCUGUCAUCAACGCUGCCGCCGCUUCGAGACUCGCUGUCGGGCAUCUUUGGCAGCGUGAGCCUGACGGCGUGGAUUUGCCUGCUGCUGCCACAGCUGAUUCAGAACUACAAGGCCCAGAGUGCCGAGGGCCUGUCGAUGGCCUUUCUCUUUGUCUGGCUGCUGGGCGACAUCACAAACCUGUUUGGCGCUCUCUGGACGGGGCUGGCCCCAACGGCUGUGGCCCUGGCCACAUACUUUUGCUUUGCCGACCUGGUGCUCAUCGGCCAGUGCGUCUACUACAACACGCUGAACGCGCGUCGGGCGAGCCAACACGCACACGUUCACCGUCGUCGCCGCAGCUCGGCCACGGCCGGCCCUCUGCUUUCGCGUCGUCGUAGCUCCAGCAUCGGGCUGCCCGGCUCGCAUCGCCGCCACUCGGCCAGACGCAGCGAGUCCAACCUCGAUCCGCUGCGUUGCAUCAUCACCGGCGAGGACGAGACGCCCGACACGAACCCGUGGGUGCACAACGCCCUCAGCCUGGUGGCUGUCUUUGCUGUCGGCACGGUCGGAUACUUUGCUUCCUACCGCAUGGGCGCCUGGGACACCGACCCCGAGGACGACGGCCUGUCCUCGUCGGAUCCCGAGAAUGUCUACGCUCGGAUUGGCAUGGUGCUGGGCUACUUUAGCGCCGUAUGCUAUUUGUGUGCCCGCAUCCCCCAGAUCUUCAAGAACUACCGGGAGAAGUCGUGCGAGGGCCUCGCCUUGCUUUUUUUCCUGCUGUCGCUGACGGGCAACCUCACCUACGGCGCCAGCCUGGUGUCAUAUUCCCAGGACCGCGAUUACCUCAUCAAAGCGCUGCCGUGGCUGCUGGGCUCGCUCGGUACAGUGGUGGAAGACGGCAUCAUUUUCAUGCAGUUCCGCCUCUACACGCCAAAGCGUCACGUGGACAAGGCUGUCAGCAACGAGACCAUCCGCAGCGGCACUGUCGGCACAUAUGGCGCUGUAUAG
Grosmannia clavigera kw1407 is the source of this 1074-nucleotide messenger RNA. Its product is annotated as vacuolar membrane pq loop repeat protein. NCBI's taxonomy places the organism in Eukaryota, Fungi, Ascomycota, Sordariomycetes, Ophiostomatales, Ophiostomataceae. Gene Ontology annotation, biological process: basic amino acid transmembrane export from vacuole. Gene Ontology annotation, cellular component: fungal-type vacuole membrane. The transcript is spliced from 3 exons. The coding region runs from base 1 to 1074 and encodes 357 amino acids. The record is from RefSeq and is a predicted model, not a curated record.